AUUUGGUUAGUCUGCAACUGAUAGCGCUGCCAAAAUGAGUGGAAGUGCUCCUAGUUCCAUACGACCGCUGCCGCCGGGCCUGCAAAAAGUGGCCAUCGAGGAGCUGAACGAGGUGCCAAGUCGAGUGGAAUCGGACAUUGCUGCUCUAAAGGAAUGGCUGCAGAAGCAGCCUCAUCUCUGCGCCUGUCACGAGGAUCAGUUCCUGCUGAGCUUCCUGAGAGGAUCGAAGUUUAGUCUGGAGAGGGCCAAGCAGAAGAUUGAUCGAUUCUACAGCUUGCAAGGGGUUAUUCCGGAGAUUUUCAACGAUCAGCGAUUGGUGGACAAUGACCAAGUGCUGGAGAUUAUUCGAUUGGGAGUGAUCUUGCGCAUUCCCCUCGAUAGAGAGGAUACUGGUCCAGCCGUGACUAUAAUUCGAGCUGGCUCCUACGACAUCAGCAAGUUCAAGUUCCAGGACAUCAUACGCGUGGGCUCCAUGUUUGGAGAGAUCAUGAUGCUGGAGGAUGACAAUGCCUCCGUCAGUGGCUACCUGGAGAUCAUGGACAUGAGUGGAGUGACGGGUGCCAAUCUGUUUGCCCUCCAACCCCAGCUCCUCAGCAAAUUCUCGGCCUAUGCGGACGAGGCAAUGCCAACGCGCCAGAAAGGAAUCCAUUUCAUCAAUGUGCCAAAGGCAUUCGAGACGGGUUUCAAAUCUCUGCUUGGAUGGUUUCCGGACAAAAUCAAGGAGAGGGUUUCCGUUAGCUCCGAUCCGGAUGCAAUUUUCGAGCGAGUUCCUAAGCACUAUCUUCCCAUAGAGUACGGUGGUUCCAAGGGAAGCAUGAAGGAUAUCACCACGCAGAUGGAGGCGAAGCUCUCUAGCUAUAGGAGCUACUUUGAGGAUUGCCAGCAUUUCGGAAGCAAUGACAAGUUGCGCGAGGAAGGCGCAGUGCUGAACCCAGAAGAGAGUCACUUCGGUCUGGAUGGCUCUCCGCCAGUUGGUCAUCGACUGAAUCGGUUAAACUGUUACCCGUACUCUUACCUGGGCCAUAAACCUAAACCUAAAAUAAAUGCUUUCGAUAAGCUCUGCCUUUCUCCUUGGCGACUACUUCAAUGGGCGGUUAUCAGCUUUUGGUCGAUAGCUUAUCGAUUUCAGCUUGAAUUGCAAAUAGACAGGGUGAGAAAUCAACAUUCGUUCAUAGACCGCCAAGAGAAGACCACCAAGAUGCCGUCCAUCCGACCUCUGAGCCCCGAGCUCCAGAAGACCGCCAUUGAGAAGCUGAACGAGGUGCCCACCAAGUUGGAUGAUGACAUUGCCGCUCUGAGAGAUUGGAUUAAGCAGCAACCGCACUUAAAAUCCCGCACAGAUGAUCAGUUCCUGGUGAACUUCCUGCGCGGCUGCAAGUUCAGUUUGGAAAGGACCAAGGCCAAGAUCGACAGGUUCUACACACUGCGGACCAAGUACCCAGACUUUUAUCUGGCUCACAACGUCGAUGUAGACAAGGCACUGGAGAUAUUUCGAUUGGGCACCAUUGUGAUCCUGCCACGUCCUCUAAACGAUAAUGGCCCACGUCUGGCUCUGCUUCGCUUAGCGAGCUAUGAUCCCAGCAAGUACACCUUUCAGCAGGUGAAUCUGGCUGGUGGACUCAUGCAGCAGAUUAUGCUCGAUGAGGAUGAUGUGGCCAUUGUGAAUGGGUUGAUAUCCAUUCUGGACAUGUCCGAUGUCACCACCGGGCACUUCCUGCAGAUGACGCCGUCUUUCGCCAAGAAGAUGACCGUCUUCCAGGAAGAGGCCCUGCCCCUCCGACCACAGGGAGUCCAUUUCAUCAACACGCCCAGUGGAUUUGAUACCAUCUUCAACAUGAUCAAGCCCAUGAUGUCCAAGAAGCAACAGGGACGCCUCUACGUUCAUGGAACCAAGUGGGAAGCCCUCUACAAUCAGAUUCCCAAGCAGUAUUUGCCCGUGGAGUACGGAGGGGAGAACGGAUCGAUUCCGGAGCUGGUGCAGCAGUGGGAGCAGCGCAUUCUGGCCUACCGGAAUUACUGGGAGGAGGAGAAGAACUACGGCACCGAUGAAAGCCUCCGAGUGGGUCAGCCCGUGGACUUCGAGAGUCUCUUUGGACUGCAAGGCUCCUUCCGGCAAUUGAAUGUGGACUAAAGUGUCCGUCCCUUCGCCAAAUUGCUAAAAAUAGUCUUAGCCGUAGCUCUUAUCUUAGGUAACAAAGGUAAAGGUUGUACAAGAGUUUAAUCGAUUUUGAUAAGCAUAGCGAUAAGAGCAUAAAAUCAAACAAAAGCUUAACGCAGCCUGUAAUAAAGAUAGUUUUGCAUUCACUUA
Messenger RNA from Drosophila santomea, 2308 nucleotides. RefSeq lists its product as uncharacterized. Gene Ontology annotation, molecular function: phosphatidylinositol bisphosphate binding. The record is from RefSeq and is a predicted model, not a curated record. Lineage: Eukaryota; Metazoa; Arthropoda; Insecta; Diptera; Drosophilidae. Gene Ontology annotation, cellular component: membrane.